GAAUAACUUCUUGUUAUCUUUGCUCUUGCUUGUAAGGCAGAAUGUAAAUAUUUUGAAUUGAACACGUGCUGUAGUGCGUGUUUAUUGUUUGAAGUUGUGUUACAGUGCGUGUGUAACUGUGUAUGUUACAGAUGUAGUCGAGAGGUUGUCCACCAUGUCUUACAAGCGAGAUUCGAAUAUAUUUGCCGGUUGUCUUUUAGGAACUUUUAAAGGACUGCAGUUCCAUGGAGAUGAAAGUGAAUGGAAAGUAUUUGCAAAAAACUUGCAGAAAGUUGGGUCUCUGCAAAAAGAUAAUGGAAUCACACAUUUGAGCUGGGGUGAUGACGAUGAAGUGGACAUUCUAAUAGGGCUGAAGAACAAGACUGUAAAGACAUAUGACACUGAUUACAAGGCUUUCACAAGUUCUGUUAAUGUUGAAUAUGGGGAAGGUCAGAUUUGUGGUCUAAGCAAAUAUGAUAGAUGUCUCUUAACUGCUGUUGAAUCAGGACAUAUAAGAGUAUGGAGAUUUAAGGAAAAAGAAGGUGAUGUGUUUAAUUCUGGACGCCCAAUUCAGAAAAUGAAACACAGUAAAGUAAAUAAAAAUAUAGUGGCAUUUGGCAGCAAAAAUCAUGCGGAUUUGAAACUGCUUGAUUUAAAUACAAAGCACUAUACUUUCAUAUCAAAAAAUGUAAGAAAGAAUGAGCUUGAGCUGCAAGUUCCAAUUUGGCCAUCUGAUCUCGUUUUUCUACCAGAUGGUGACCGCAGUGUGGCUGUUUGUACAAAAUAUGGACAGGUACGUCUUUAUGACACAAAAGGGCCAGCAAAACGACCAGUACUCAGUGUUGAUAUUCCACUGGGAAGUCUUCCCUCUAAGUCAUCUGUUGGGAGAGAAAUGUGCAGCCUUACAUGCAUGUCAUCUACCAUGAAGGACAGGUGUGUGGUUGUUGGCAGCGGGAGGGGACAGAUGAAACUGAUUGACUUCCGUGGCAAAAGUCAUAUUGCAAAGUCUUAUAAAGGGCCAGUUGGGGGCAUACGAUCCAUUGCUUGCAGUGCUACUGAACCAUAUGUAGUCAGUGUGAGUUUAGACAGAUACUUGCGAAUACAUCACCUGGACGAAGCUAAACCUCUUUAUCAGGGGUACCAAAAAAUGAAACUUAAUUGUGUCCUGGUGAGGUCUCAGAUGAUACUCCCAGACAUUAAAGAAGAAGAAGAAGAAAAACAAAAUGAUCAAAAAGUGGAUAGUGAUGAUGAUAUUCAAAUUGUCGCUGAAUAUGACAGUCUCUUUGAUGACAUGGCUGUUCUUGAGGAAACUUGAUAUGUUGUGUCUAUAAUAUUUACAUGUGUGUUGGACAUUCUGUGCAUCUCUGUGUUUCCUUAUUAGGAGAAAACUAAGUCAGGUGACUUAGUUAUGUUUCAAAUGUGUAAUUUAGAAUGUUUGUAAUUAAACAUUUAGCACAUUUGUUGUAAUAAAUAUAACUGUGAUGGUUGUUUGAUCAACUGAUAUUUGUAUCAUAUAUAUGUAAUAAAGUGUGAAACUGCUGUAAGAAAUA
Molecule: messenger RNA, 1529 nt
Organism: Schistocerca nitens (vagrant locust)
Lineage: Eukaryota; Metazoa; Arthropoda; Insecta; Orthoptera; Acrididae
Product: WD repeat-containing protein 74
Exons: 7
Coding region: 155-1294 (379 amino acids)
Biological process (GO): ribosomal large subunit biogenesis
Cellular component (GO): nucleolus; preribosome, large subunit precursor
Molecular function (GO): protein binding
Source: RefSeq, a predicted model, not a curated record